Molecule: messenger RNA, 2981 nt
Organism: Amblyraja radiata (thorny skate)
Lineage: Eukaryota; Metazoa; Chordata; Chondrichthyes; Rajiformes; Rajidae
Product: KIAA2013 ortholog
Exons: 3
Coding region: 673-2529 (618 amino acids)
Source: RefSeq, a predicted model, not a curated record
CAAAACUCUCCGACACUUCCGGGCGAAUCCAACCGAUGGCAGCGAAUCCAACCGACGGCCGUGAGAGUGACAGAGCUAGGAAGAGAGAUGGGAAUAAAUAGAAUUAGAGGUGAAAGCUGAUGAUCUGACGGUGGCAUCUUCAAUAACAAAGGGUCGAGAUACUGAGAGAUGUGUGAGAGAGAUAUGCUGAGGGCAACUGAGAUGGAGAUGCAGUGAGAGUGAGGUUGAGGCAGGAGGGAGCGAGGACAGGAGGAAGGAACCAAUAUAAUCAGGGAAAAAACAACACUGUCUUGACAAUAUAUUGGAAAGAAGGAAGAAGUUCAGGGCUUAAAAUUACAGUCAGUAUAAGAGACCAAGAGUUUUUUCUCUUCCAGCUUCUAGUCACAGAAAUCACCGAAUUAGUUUAAAAGAAGGGGAUAAAGGAAUGGUUUUGCUGACGCUGAUUGCAGUGUCCUUGAAAGUAAAAGCAAGAUUAUUGUUGUGUGGAGCAAAGGGGGUCUGAUUCACAGUUAAAAUAGGUUAACUGAAAAGUAUGUAUUGAUGUAUUUUUUGUUCUCUCCUGAGAGCUGACAGUCAGGAAAGUAUUAGAGACAAAGACACUGCUGGAUAACUGAUAGGUUUGAUUGGAGGCUGGAAGGGAUAGGACCCAGGGAAGGGAGCAGCGGCCACAAGAUGUGGUUGCAGCAGCGAUUGAAGGGGUUACCCAUGUUACUCUCCAGUAGCUGGGCGAGGAGAAUGCUGGUAUGCCUUGGGAUUCUGCUCAUCUUUUACUGGUACCUGAGCUCGGAAGGUGGAUUCAGGCUGUUCCCUGGUGCAGCAGAUCCCAGGACGGUCACAGACGGUUGUCUUCAGGUAGAAACCCAGCGGUGGAAGUCAGCCAUAGACCAUGGCAAUGCCUUGAUGAGUCACAUCGACGGAGGUAGUCUGGGGCAGUUAUCUGGCCCAGCUGUGGUUGGCAAUGGUCAUUUGGUCGUGGAUGCUUUCUCUAAUCAGCUUUGGGUGGCAUCAUCUCCUGCCUCGGGCCUUGCAGCCGUCCACCUGACAGACUAUGUACCGCUGGUAUCUCUGACGCCACUUGGUAUCCGCUCAGCAUCCAGAGCUGCACUCAUCCACUUCCAGGAGGGAGUGGUGAGCUUGCUGCAGUGCAUCCAGGUCGGAUCAUCGCACACGACCCGCGAGUGCGUCACUCUCCGUGAAGAUGUGAUUGUGCAUCGGAGCCGUCCCCAUCUGAUUCUACAGAGGAUUCACAUCUCCAACCCCACAGACCGAGUGACUGUCUUCGAAGUCAACAAGUCGCCCGUCAUAGGAAACAAAUUCUCCUCCAGCCUGGAGAAACAAAACAACCAGGAGUUCUUCCUCUUAGCAGGGAGGGCACUGACGGAGGAAAGGGAGACCAUCUUGGUGGUGGUAGCCACAGAGAAAGUGGCCACCAGGCUGCAGGUGGCUGCAAAGUCUGAAUUCACAGAGCACGUGGUUUCGGUGGUUUAUACACUUGUGCUGAAGGACUUGACAGAUGUGGAGGAAUCAUUCAAUAAACUGAGGAAAGCAGCAAAAGCAGAAAUGUCUGAGCUGCUGAAAUUGGGAGCAGAAGAACUCUACCAAGAGCAUCGGAAGGUGUGGGGCGAUUUAAUAAACUCAGGAGUGGAGAUGAAGAAGAUUAUGGAUGCUCACACGCCCUCCAGCGUGAUCGUCAACAAGACUCUCUUCUACGUCCUCUCCACGUCGCCUGCUCCUCUGCUGGACCCGCAGAACGGCGCGGAGGAGCGGGAGAAGCUGGAGGCCAGCCUGAACUACGCCGACCACUGCUUCACCGGCCACGCCACCAUGCACGCGGAGAACCUGUGGCCGGCGCGCAUUGCCGACGUGGCCCACCUGCUGCAGCUGUCCAAUCUGUGGCGGCUGACCCUGCAGAAGCGAGGCUGCAAGACCCUGGUGGGAGCCGGGGCCCACGGCAUGAUGCAGGGCAUGGUGAUGAGCUUCGGGGGCCUCCAGUUCACCGAGAACCACCUGCAGUUCCAGGCCGACCCCUCUGUCCUGCACAACAGCUACCUACUGCGGGGGAUUCAUUACAACAAGGAUCUGAUCAACCUGGCCGUCUUGCUGGACGGCGACGAGAAGCCUUUCCUCCACGUCUCGGUCAAGCCUCAGGAGAAGCAGGUCAAGCUCUACGGCUGCGAGGCGGGCUGCAUGAACGACCCUGUGGAGCUGACCGCCGAACUCAAGGGGCACACCUUCCCCGUCAUGGUCACUCGGCCCAUCACACCCCUGCUGUACAUCUCCACGGACUUAACUCACCUGCAGGCCCUGAGGCACACACUGCACCUGAAGGCCAUCCUCGCCCACGAGGACCACAUGGCUGAACAGUACCCCGGCCUCCCCUUCCUCUUCUGGUUCAGCGUGGCAUCGCUCAUCACCUUAUUCCACCUCUUCCUCUUCAAGCUCAUCUACAACGAGUACUGUGGCCCGGGAGCCAAGCCGAUAUUCAGGAGCAAGGUUAGAGGAAGUGACGGAGCCGUCAACAUCAGCUGAGGACACGUCUACAAACCAGCUCUUUUUUUGAUCAAGAACUCUGCUUUAAUUUAUUUUGCUUAUAAAAGAUGUGAAACUAAACUAGACACUGGACGUUAAAGUAACUUUCAGCACGACUGUGGUGUGGUCUGAACUGCUCAUCGUGGUGAGAUUCUCCUGGCUUUCCAGCCACAAAUCCAUCUUUAUCUGCAGUAAAAGUGCCCUCGCAUUUUCCAGAGUAAUAUAGGCUUUGUGGUUCCUGGCAUUGGGUCAGUCUGCUUCUGAAUCAGCCGUGUGUCGUUUUCAUUAAAAUUUUCAUUUCGGGAAAGAAUUGUGGGGGAGAAAGUUUUUGAUCCAAAGUGUUUUGGAAUGAAAUUGGUGUGUGAUUUUUUUUUUUGAUUUUUUAUUUUAAUUUUAUUUUUUUUAUUACUAUUGAUUCUGUUAACAGUUUGAAAUAAACACAAUCCCUGCAG